AUGUUCAUAAAAUUAAUACGACCAAGCAUAUUUACUUCCUCAAUUCGAGCGUUGUCUCAUAAGAAUCUAAAUUUGACUUAUAAUACCAUCAAGAACUCGCCAAUACUAUCGAACUCACCAAUAAAUAUACACAAAUAUUCAUGCAAAUAUUAUUCGACAAAUUCAAAUUUAACUGAAGAACAAUUAGAAAUUUUAAAUCAAGAAAGACCAAAAGAUAACGUUGAUGUAUGUAUAGUUGGGGCAGGACCAGCUGGAUUAGCAACAGCAAUUAAAUUAAAACAACUAGAUAAUGAAAAUGGUAAUGGAGAUAAAAGAAUUAUAGUAUUAGAAAAAGCAGCAGAUUUUGGAAGUCAUAUUGUAAGUGGAGCAGUAAUUGAACCUCAAGCAUUUAAAGAAUUAUUCCCUGAUGAUGAAAGAGAUAUUCCAUUACCUGAAGAUUUAGUUACAAAAGUUACUGAAGAUCAUAUGAAAUAUUUAACUGAAAAUUCAUCUUUUUCAUUACCUGAACCACCUCAAUUGGUAAAUGCUGGGAAAAAUUAUAUAACGAGUUUAAAUACAGUUGUUAAAUAUUUAAGUGAACAAGCAGAAGAAUUAGGUGUUGAAUUAUAUCCCGGAAUAUCGGUAAGUGAAGUAAUAUAUAAUGAUCCAAAAACAAAAGAUAUUGUAAUAGGUGUGGCAACUCAAGAUAUGGGAAUUGAUAAAAAUGGAGCACCGAAAGAUUCAUUUGAAAAAGGAAUGGAAUUUAAUGCAAGAAUAACAGUAUUUGCAGAAGGUUGUCAUGGAUCAUUAAGUAAACAAAUUAUAAAUAAUUUUAAAUUAAGAGAAAAUUCAAAUCCACAAACUUAUGGAUUAGGUAUAAAAGAAAUUUGGGAAGUUCCAACUGAAAAUUUUAAAAAAGGAUAUGUUGGACAUAGUUUAGGAUAUCCUUUAACUAAAGAUUCAUCUGCUUAUGGAGGAGGAUUUAUUUAUCAUUUUGGUGAUGGAUUAAUUUCAAUUGGUUUAGUAAUUGGUUUAGAUUAUAAAAAUCCAUAUAUUUCACCUUAUCAAGAAUUUCAAAAAAUGAAAAAACAUCCUUAUUAUUCACAAUUUUUAAAAAAUGGUAAAUGUAUUUCAUAUGCAGCAAGAGCUUUAAAUGAAGGAGGUUAUCAAAGUAUUCCUAAGUUGUAUUUCCCCGGUGGUAUAUUAGUUGGUUGUAGUGCUGGGUUUUUAAAUGUUCCUAAAAUUAAAGGAACUCAUACUGCUAUUAAAUCUGGUAUUAUAGCAGCUGAAACUAUAUUUGAAAAAAUUAAAGAUUCUGAAGAAAUAGAAGAUGAAGAAGAAUUUUUAUCUGAGAUUAUUGAAAAACCAUUAACAUUAUCAGAAUAUGAAGAAAAUUUCAAAAGUUCAUGGGCUUACAAAGAGUUAUAUGAAGUUAGAAAUGUAAGACCAAGUUUCAAUACUCCAUUAGGAACAAUUGGAGGUUUAGCUCAUUCAGGAAUAACAACCAUGAUAACAAAAGGUAAAGAACCAUGGACAUUACAAUUUGAUCAUACUGACUCACAAGCUACAGAACAAGCAUCAAAAUUUAAACCUAUAGAUUAUCCAAAACCAGAUAAUGAAAUUACAUUUGAUAUUUUAACAUCAGUUUCAAGAACAGGAACAUAUCAUGAUGAAGAUGAACCAUGUCAUUUAAAAGUCCCAAAUCAAGAUUUACAAAAACAUUCAGAAUUAAAUUGGGAAAAAUAUAAAGGUAUUGAACAAAGAUUUUGUCCAGCUGGAGUUUAUGAAUAUAUUGAAGAUUCUUCAAAUCCUGUAGGAGUUAAAUUUCAAAUUAAUUCACAAAAUUGUAUUCAUUGUAAAACUUGUGAUAUAAAAGUUCCUUCACAAGAUAUUAAUUGGACUGUACCUGAAGGUGGUGAUGGUCCAAAAUAUUAUAUGAGUUAG
Molecule: messenger RNA, 1923 nt
Organism: Lodderomyces pseudojiufengensis
Lineage: Eukaryota; Fungi; Ascomycota; Pichiomycetes; Serinales; Debaryomycetaceae
Product: putative electron-transferring-flavoprotein dehydrogenase
Exons: 1
Coding region: 1-1923 (640 amino acids)
Biological process (GO): electron transport chain
Cellular component (GO): mitochondrial inner membrane
Molecular function (GO): electron-transferring-flavoprotein dehydrogenase activity; iron-sulfur cluster binding
Source: RefSeq, a predicted model, not a curated record